Cucumis sativus (cucumber) is the source of this 1932-nucleotide messenger RNA. RefSeq names its product guanine nucleotide-binding protein subunit gamma 3. Lineage: Eukaryota; Viridiplantae; Streptophyta; Magnoliopsida; Cucurbitales; Cucurbitaceae. The coding region runs from base 668 to 1396 and encodes 242 amino acids. The transcript has 5 exons. The record is from RefSeq and is a predicted model, not a curated record. Gene Ontology annotation, biological process: G protein-coupled receptor signaling pathway.
GAUGGUGUAUGAUGGUGUAUGUGUAUGUAUAUGAGGUACGUAGUGCUCACGUGGGGUCUGAGAUGGUUGCUUCCAUCGUGCUUUUCGCUUAUUUCUUUGGUCUGAAAUGGCAGUGGGUGGAGUGGUGAGUCACCAGAGGCAGUGGCAGAGACCCAGAGAAGGCAAAGACAAAAAUCACUGAAAGAUCCACACACGCAUCCACAUGGGCUUUCUUUCUUUCUUUCUUUCUUUCUUUCUUACUCCUUCAAAAAUUCUCCCUUUCUCCUCUUCUCCCCCUCAAGGCUCAAUUCUAUCUAUCUAUCUACUCAAAACUCAGAUGCCUUAAAUUUUGCUAAAUGGGGUUCGUACAAAACUAACAGACACUCCCAUAUGGCCAUUUCAGACUUACAGUCACUCACAGCAGCAGCCUUUUUUCACCUCCUUUUCUUUUACCAUUACCAUUACCAUUAACGCCUCUUUAUUUGAUAUUUUCACUAUCUUUUCUUAAUUUGCUUCGUACACUCCUCCAUCAUUUUCCGCUUCCUCACUAUUUUCUGCACUGCAACUCAGCCCAGAAGUGACAACACACACUAUUCUCUUUCCCUUACGUUUACUUGAUUUGUGCCCUGCCAACUCCUUGCUUUCCCAUUUCCGUAAUUCUCUCUCUCUUUCUUGCUUAAUCAUCCCAAUGGCUGCUACUCCCACUCGCCCACCUUCUUCUUCUUCUUCUUCUUCUUCAAUCCCACCCCCUUACCCCAAAUCUCCUCCUCAGUACCCAGAUUUGUAUGGAAAGCGCCGACAAGCCGCCAAGCUUCAGAUGCUCGACAGGGAGAUUGGUUUUCUCGAGGAAGAAUUGAAGUCUACCGAAGGUCUUCAACCGGCAUCUAAAUGCUGCAAAGAGGUAGCUGACUAUGUGAUCGCCAACUCAGAUCCCAUGAUACCAACAUAUAAGAAACAUCGCCGCAGAUGUCAAUUUUGGAAGUGGCUAUGUGGAUUCCCCUGUUGUAAGUUAUCCUGGAUUUGCUGUUGCUGUUAUGCUGGAUGCUCGAUCCAUCUCGAAAUCCCACCCUGCUGCAACUGUAAUAACCCAUGUAAAUGCCUAUCGUGUAGCAGCUGUAAAUUACCGAAGUGGCUGUGUUGUGGGGAGUGUUGUGGGCAGUGUGGGCAUUGUUGCACUUGUCCAACACUACCCCAAUGCUCAUGCCCUUGUCCAACCAUCACAUGCAGCCAAUGUUGUAGCCAUUUUUCAUUACCUUCCUGCUCCUGCCCAGAGUGGCCAUGCUGUGAAUGCAAAUGCAAAUGCAAAUGCACGUUAGGAAAAUGUCUAAAAGUACAACAUUGUUGCUGUUUUGGUAGCAGAAGCUGUUGUGGGUGUAGUGGAAACUGCUGCUGUAAUCCAUGCCAGUUGUGUUGCUAGCCAGAGACCACUGCUCACUCCCUUACUCUAUCUGGUAUCUCUUUGGGAAACUUGGAGUAGUUCAGUUAAGGAAUGUCAAUUAGUCCCAAGAAAGUAAAAUAAUGCUGAGGAAGACGGUGGUGGCGGGGUCAAAAAUGAUUCUUCCUGUGGUGAGUCUAGCGACUGCAACUGUAAUACUGCAAAAACAGUGAGGAGAAUGGGAGCAUCCUAAACUCCUUGCCUGCACAAACUGGGAGAGCUCAGCUCAGGUCCAUUAAGCAUAAUAGCAACCAUAAAAGCGCCAGUUGGAUGUUGGAGAAAGAAACGGGCGGUCCCAUGCCACUGCCACUGCUAUAUCAUAAUUAUCAAUUUUUUUUUUUUUUUCAAUUCACAAGCGCCAUUAUUUGCUAAUGUAACAAGUUGCUUGGUUGAAAAUUUAAGACCUCUACAGAGCUUUCUGUCCUCCCCCUGCAAUCUCACAGCUUGCUUCCUCUUCUUUUGUCCUGUGGCGAUUUUCCAAUACCUAAAAUAAUAGCCAGAUAUGUUCACGAUCCACU